AUGCUAUCUAAAUCAGAAAAGAACAUUGACCUCUUGGCAGGUAACAUGAGCAAUCUGAGUUUCGACGGACCUGGAGCUCCUAGAGAUGGUGAGCUAUUUAAUUCCAACCAAAACAUUACGAAGAGAAGAGUGAGGCCCUACGGUAUCAACGAUUCGCCUUCUCCGGUAAAAUCAUCUCUUUUCGCUUACGAAGACAGCUCCAACAUGGAUAUCGACGAAACCUCUCAAAGCGAUAUGGAUAUCACGAACUCUCCUAAAAAACUCCCCCCAAAAUUCUACGAAAGAGCAACCUCGAAUAAAACCCAGAGAGUUGUUAGCGUUUGCAAAAUGUACUUCCUGGAGUAUUAUUGUGAUAUGUUCGACUAUGUGAUUAGUAGAAGACAGCGUACCAAACAAGUACUAGAAUACUUGCAACAGAAAAGCCAACUUCCAGAUUGUGAUCAGCUAAAGCUCAAUGAGGAGUGGUCCGCUUACUUACAAAAGGAACAUCAAGUUCUUAGAAAAAGAAGAUUGAAACCUAAAAACAAGGAUUUUGAAAUGAUCACACAAGUCGGCCAAGGUGGUUAUGGACAGGUUUAUCUGGCUAUAAAGAAAGACACAAAAGAAGUAUGCGCUUUAAAGAUUCUGAACAAAAAAUUACUUUAUAAGUUGAACGAAACUAAACACGUUUUAACUGAAAGAGAUAUUCUGACCACCACAAGAUCGGAAUGGUUAGUGAAGCUUCUAUAUGCAUUUCAAGAUCAACAAAGUUUAUAUCUCGCUAUGGAGUUCGUGCCAGGAGGUGAUUUUCGCACAUUGCUGAUAAAUACCAGGUGCUUGAAAAGCGGUCAUGCCAGAUUUUAUAUUAGUGAAAUGUUUUGUGCAGUCAACUCGUUACAUGAUUUAGGCUAUACACAUAGAGAUUUAAAACCAGAGAACUUUUUAAUAGAUGCUAAGGGACAUAUAAAACUGACAGAUUUUGGCUUAGCUGCCGGGACGAUUUCUAAUGAAAGAAUUGAAAGUAUGAAAAUAAGACUAGAAAAAAUUAAGGAUUUGGAAUUUCCAGCAUUCACUGAAAAAUCUAUAGAAGAUAGAAGAAAAAUGUACAAUCAACUAAGGGAGAAGGAAGUCAAUUAUGCAAAUUCAAUGGUUGGAUCUCCAGAUUAUAUGGCUCUAGAAGUUUUAGAAGGAAAAAAAUACGAUUUUACCGUGGACUAUUGGUCGUUAGGUUGUAUGCUUUUCGAAAGUUUAGUUGGUUAUACACCAUUCAGUGGAUCAUCAACCAACGAGACGUACGAUAACCUGAGACGCUGGAAACAAACUUUAAGAAGACCCAGACAGUCAGAUGGGAGGGCAGCAUUUUCUGAUAGAACAUGGGACUUAAUAACAAGAUUGAUAGCUGAUCCAAUCAAUCGGUUGAGAUCUUUCGAACAUGUUAAACGCAUGCCAUAUUUUGUAGACAUAAACUUUAGUACGUUGAGGUCAAUGAUCCCCCCUUUUACACCUCAACUAGAUAGCGAAACUGACGCAGGUUAUUUUGAUGAUUUUACUAGUGAGGCCGAUAUGGCAAAAUACGCUGAUGUAUUCAAGAGACAGGACAAGUUAACAGCUAUGGUGGAUGAUUCAGCAGUAUCGUCGAAGCUAGUCGGUUUUACUUUUAGGCAUAGGAAUGGCAAACAAGGUUCCAGCGGUAUUCUCUUCAACGGAUUGGAACAUUCAGACCCAUUCGCCACCUUUUAUUGA
Molecule: messenger RNA, 1722 nt
Organism: Saccharomyces kudriavzevii IFO 1802
Lineage: Eukaryota; Fungi; Ascomycota; Saccharomycetes; Saccharomycetales; Saccharomycetaceae
Gene: DBF2
Product: serine/threonine-protein kinase DBF2
Exons: 1
Coding region: 1-1722 (573 amino acids)
Biological process (GO): peptidyl-serine phosphorylation; intracellular signal transduction
Cellular component (GO): spindle pole body
Molecular function (GO): ATP binding; protein serine/threonine kinase activity
Source: RefSeq, a predicted model, not a curated record